UGCUGCAAAAGUGCAACACAGCAGACAAACGCUACCCGUGAACAGUACCUGUAGCUCAUAUUAAUAGCGAUUAGCUCGAUAUAUAUGAUAUGAAUCACUGCUCCUUUAAGAGCUGAACUUUGCUACAGUUUUCUAUUCGUGCUGCGUUUAACCAAGGACGACUCGCACAUGCACUAAACAAGAUGUCAAGGAAAGUGAUUGAACUGUUUUACGACGUGGUCUCGCCUUAUUCCUGGCUGGGUUUUGAGGUGCUGUGUCGCUACAGAAAUGUGUGGAACAUUGACCUCAAAUUACGCCCCGCCUUUCUAGGAGGAGUCAUGCAAGCAUCAGGUAACAAGCCACCUGCGAUGGUGCCAAAUAAAGGUCUGUACAUGAUGAAGGAUCUGAAGCGGCUGGCGUCUUAUAUGAACGUACCUCUGCAACACCCGUCUGACCCGUUUGAGGUUAUGUUUAACAAAGGUUCUCUCUCUGCAAUGCGCUUUAUAACAGCCGUAGCGGAGAAAGAGAAAGAUAACGAUCGCCUUUUGGAGAACGUUUCUAGAGAAGUGUGGAAGCGAAUCUGGAGCAUGGAUCAGGACAUCUGUGAGCCAGCGUCUCUCUCUGAGGCAGGACUGAAGGCUGGUUUGUCCUCCAGCGAAGUGGAAGAAGUAAUCAACCUGGCCAAGUCUGAGCCAAUCAAAAACAAGCUGAAACAAACUACACAGGAAGCAAUCAACUAUGAGGCGUUCGGGUUUCCUCUCAUUAUCUGUCACGUCGACGGAAAACCCCAGAUAUUCUUCGGAUCGGACCGGUUCGAGCUCAUGGCUCACUGCAUCGGAGAAAAGUGGCUCGGUCCUGAACCCAACAAGCCCACUUCAAAUCUGUAACAACACCAUGUUUAAGCAUUAUUUCAAUAAAGUGUGUACCUACUCCUAA
Molecule: messenger RNA, 915 nt
Organism: Pangasianodon hypophthalmus (striped catfish)
Lineage: Eukaryota; Metazoa; Chordata; Actinopteri; Siluriformes; Pangasiidae
Product: glutathione S-transferase kappa 1
Exons: 8
Coding region: 183-866 (227 amino acids)
Biological process (GO): glutathione metabolic process
Cellular component (GO): peroxisome; mitochondrion
Molecular function (GO): glutathione peroxidase activity; glutathione transferase activity
Source: RefSeq, a predicted model, not a curated record